This is a messenger RNA of Diuraphis noxia (Russian wheat aphid), 1596 nucleotides long. RefSeq names its product piggyBac transposable element-derived protein 4-like. Lineage: Eukaryota; Metazoa; Arthropoda; Insecta; Hemiptera; Aphididae. The record is from RefSeq and is a predicted model, not a curated record.
AUGGAUAAAGUGACACAAAAUAUCACUUCAUGGGUUGAAGAAUCAGAAAAUUUAGAUUGUUUAUAUGAUACAGAUGAUUCGGCCGAUGAUCCUGAUUUUGUUCAGCCUGAUAUACAAGAACAAUGUGAAAGUGAGUCUGAUUUUUCUGAUACAGAAUUUAUCGCAAAUAAAACAUUGAAUACGCGUAAUAGACCAAGUACAUCUCGUAGAUCUCGUUCUAGAAGCCCUUUGUCGGAUAAAACUUCUCAACCCACCUAUUAUUUAGGUAAGGAUAAUAUUACGAAGUGGAAUAUUGACGGSCCACCUUUGAAUGUACGUACUCGCUCACAUAAUAUAAUUUUACAUUUGCCUGGGGUAAAGCGGUAUGCGAAAGACGCCAAGUCUAUAGUUGAUUGUUGGAGUUUGUUUUUUCCCGAUACGGUUAUAGAAGAAAUUGUAAAUUGUACAAAUAUCUAUUUAGCUAAAAUCAGAAUCAAUUAUCAGAGAGAAAAAGACGUACUCGACACUAAUAUUAUUGAAAUAAAAGCGCUCUUUGGUCUCUUAUACCUAGCAGGUUAUCUUCGAAGUAAUCAUUUGAAUCUAAAAGACUUAUGGUCAAAUGAUGGCUUUGCUCCAGAAUACUUUCGUGCAGUUAUGCCUGAAAAACGUUUUUACUUGUUAUUACGUGCGCUUAGGUUUGAUGAUUUUCGCACGAGAAAAGAAAGGUUAUCGAUAGACAAGCUAGCUGCAAUUCGAUCCGUAUUCGAUGAUUUUGUAAAACGGUGUCAGKACUGCUAUACUAUAGGUGAAAAUGCUACGAUAGACGAAAUGCUAGAAGGAUUUAGAGGGAGAUGCAAUUUCAGACAAUAUAUCCCCAAUAAACCGAACAAGUAUGGGAUAAAAAUCCAAGCGCUAGUCGACUCAAAAACGUUUUACACUUGUAAUAUGGAGGUAUAUGUCGGGACGCAACCAGAUGGCCCUUUCAAGUUUGAAAACAGCCCAUCAAGUGUUGUGAAAAGGCUGAUUUCACCGAUAUCGAAAACGGGACGAAACGUCACAAUGGAUAAUUGGUAUAACUCCAUACCACUGGCGACUAAGUUGUUGAAAACUCAUAAGCUUACUGUAGUUGGGACUCUACGAAAAAACAAAAGAGAAAUACCAACUUGUUUUUUGGAUACAAAAAAAAGGACUGUAAACUCAACCAUUUUUGGCUACGGAAAAGAUAUAUUACUUACUUCAUACGUCCCAAAAAAAAACAAAAAUGUCCUUAUGAUAUCCACUAUGCAUGAACAUGGAAUUAUAGAUUCUGAAUCCGGAGACCAGAAGAAGCCAGAAGUAAUUACAUACUAUAAUUCCACAAAAGGUGGCGUUGAUGUGGUUGACGAGCUCAAGGGGGAACAGACUAUUAUGAAACUGACUGAUCAGGUAGAAAAACCCACGGUAGCACCGACUCCUGAAUCUAGUGAUCGCCCAAAAUGUAGAUUUUGUCCGAAAAGAAAAAAUCGUAAAACUAUGGUACGUUGUGAAAUGUGUAAUGUUCCUAUUUGUAAGGAACAUACAGUAGCAACAUGCACGUCUUGUGGUAAGAAUAAUGAAAUCGAGUCUGAUAGUGAAUAA